This is a messenger RNA of Drosophila nasuta, 648 nucleotides long. Its product is annotated as decapping nuclease DXO homolog. Lineage: Eukaryota; Metazoa; Arthropoda; Insecta; Diptera; Drosophilidae. The transcript is spliced from 2 exons. Gene Ontology annotation, biological process: nuclear-transcribed mRNA catabolic process; NAD-cap decapping. Bases 1 to 648 code for a protein of 215 amino acids. Gene Ontology annotation, cellular component: nucleus; cytosol. Gene Ontology annotation, molecular function: mRNA 5'-diphosphatase activity. The record is from RefSeq and is a predicted model, not a curated record.
AUGCAUUCAGGAGUUGCAACAAAUCGUGACCACAUUAACGGAACGUUGAAUUUGAACGUGCGUCUGCAUCGCAGCGGCACCAAAUUCCCCGGCGCUUUUCCCCGGCUCAGCUGUCCACAGCCCAUUGGCUGUUACAGUCUCAACGAAUCGCGUCAAUUCCAGGACUAUGCCAGCAACGUUUCAUAUCUUAAUUUGCCGCAUCGCACAGAAUUCCCGCUGGAUCUCAAUGCGGGCAUUGAGCGUGUGCAACGCAAGGGAGCUGUCCCGCCCAUCUACAGACCAAAAAAAAAGGGUCCCAACUUAUCUUAUGAUUUUGUGACCUUUCGCGGCAUUCUGCGCCAAAUUAUGUGCACGCCAUACGAGCGACGGAAGGACUACAGACUGAUGGCAACACGUCUCAAUGGCACCAUCUACUUAGCCAAGGUGGAAACAGAGGCGGAUCGCCUAGAACGCGAAUCGAUGACGAAGCAACAGUUAGACAUGUGUUCGUGGGGCUUCAAGUUUGAACAAUAUUGUACCACAGAGGAUCCAAAGAAGCUGCCGGACACCACAAGCCCAGUGAAUGAGUCCAAAGAGUUUGACUGCGUCUUCCACUUAACACUCAACGGAUUGCAGGUGCUUUUUUGCAGCCGAAAUGGAUGGCAUUAA